Messenger RNA from Podospora pseudocomata, 1729 nucleotides. RefSeq lists its product as uncharacterized. The coding region runs from base 180 to 1616 and encodes 478 amino acids. Lineage: Eukaryota; Fungi; Ascomycota; Sordariomycetes; Sordariales; Podosporaceae. The record is from RefSeq and is a predicted model, not a curated record. The transcript is spliced from 2 exons. Gene Ontology annotation, molecular function: oxidoreductase activity, acting on paired donors, with incorporation or reduction of molecular oxygen; heme binding; iron ion binding.
UAGCAACCUCGAGUAUCGGGCCCUCUACCAUCUCUUGUUUGCCCCUCUAACUGUGAAAGGACAAAAGCCCUUCAUGAUGGAGCUCGUCACACAGUACAUCCUUGCUGUAAGUCACGCUUUGUGAAAGAUGAAGAGCCAAACAGAUACUGACCAACCCACGGCUCCUUCUCCUCAUCCCCAUGACGAUAGGAUUCCAUCGCCUAUACUUCCACCCACUCCGGAACCACCCAGGACCACGAUUGUGGGCCGUCUCACGUCUCCCCUGGCUCUACAGCACAGUCAAAGGCACCAUUAUCCAGGACCUCAAAGCCUUCCACGAACAAUACGGCCCCGUAGUUCGAGUAGCACCCAAUGAACUCUCAUACACCAACCCCGCCGCAGCAAAGCCAAUCUACCAGUCCAACCCGGAAUUCCCAAAGGACCCCAUGCACCUCCCCCCCUUUCACAACGGAACACCAGGCAUCCUCGCCGCAGACCACCAAAACCACCGGCGCUACCGCCGUCUGCUCUCGGGAGCCUUCUCCGACCGGGGAAUGCGCGCCCAGCAAAACAUGAUCCAGCAUCACGUCGACCUGCUAGUCUCACAACUCAAACAGGCGGCGUCACAAGACAACAACAACAACAACAACAACUCGGUAGACAUGUGCCAAUGGUACAACUGGACAACCUUUGACAUCAUCGGCGACCUCGCCUUUGGCGAAUCCUUUGGCUGCCUCUCCAACGCGGCCACGCACGAGUGGAUCGCGUCCAUCCAGGGAAACGUCAAGGCCAUCCCCGUCAUCAACGCCAUCCGCCGGCUGAGGCUGGACUGGAUCAUCCCUUUGAUCGCCCCCAGGAAACUCCUCGCCAUGCGGGCUCGCAACGCAAAGUUCACCGAGGACAGGGUGGACGCCCGGAGAGGGCUCGGGACAACGACGCCACGGGGUGACUUGUGGGAUGGUGUGAUGGAGGGCAUGUCUCGGGACGAGAUGAUCAGCAACGCCAGCGCCAUUGUCCUUGCGGGGAGCGAGACCUCGGCCACGCUGCUGAGCGGGUGCACGUGGCUGCUGCUGCGGAACCCCCAGGUGCUGGGGAGACUGACGGAGCAUGUACGGGGGUCGUUUGGGGAUGAGUCGGAGAUUGACCUGAUUAGUGUGGGGAAGCUAGAUUACAUGCUCGCUGUGCUGGAUGAGGCUUUGAGGUUGUACCCGCCUGUUCCUAUGCAGAGUAACCGCGUGGUGACUGGCAAAGGGGGGGGCUCGAUUGCGGGUGGAUGGGUUCCUGAAGGGACCUCAGUGGCACUCCAGCUCUACGCGGCAUGUAGAUCCAGCAGUAACUUCCACCGGCCGAAUGAAUUUCUCCCUGAGCGCUGGCUCGGGGGAAAGGACGGGGGUGCCUUUGCCGAUGACCGGCGCGAGGUAUCUCAGCCGUUCAGCAUCGGUCCCCGCAACUGUAUCGGCCGCCAGCUCGCCUACGCCGAGAUGCGGCUCAUCCUGGCCAAGAUCUUGUGGCAUUUUGACCUGGAGCUGGAUUGCGCCAAGAUGCAGGGCCGCGAUUGGAUGGGGGGCCAGGGGGUUUGGAUCCUGUGGGAUAAGCCACCGCUCUGGGUGACGGUGCGUCCCAGGCCGCGUUCCUGACUUGUUUGAGUGUGCCGCGGAGGAUUCAGUGUGUGAGUGGUAGUGCAGUAGUAAUGCAAUAGUGACCACUUCCCCCACCUGAGCCCCUAUUCAGAUAGCACAGGGUGAACUGU